Abrus precatorius (Indian licorice) is the source of this 1563-nucleotide messenger RNA. Its product is annotated as cytochrome P450 716A67-like. NCBI's taxonomy places the organism in Eukaryota, Viridiplantae, Streptophyta, Magnoliopsida, Fabales, Fabaceae. The coding region runs from base 1 to 1563 and encodes 520 amino acids. The transcript is spliced from 5 exons. The record is from RefSeq and is a predicted model, not a curated record. Gene Ontology annotation, molecular function: heme binding; iron ion binding; oxidoreductase activity, acting on paired donors, with incorporation or reduction of molecular oxygen.
AUGGGAACAUUAGAGGCCUCAACUGCAAGCAUGAUUUUCAUUUUGAUACUUGUUCUGAUAUGGGCAUGCAAAGUGCUAAACUGGUUAUGGCUGGGGCCAAAGAGGCUAGAAAGGCUCCUCAGAGAGCAAGGCCUUCAAGGCAAUCCAUAUAGGCUUUUGGAUGGAGAUUUAAAGGAGAUUCUUGAGAUUGAAAAGAAGGCCAAAUCCAAACCCAUGAAUCAUUAUGAUGAUUUAGUGUCUUGUGUGUUUCCCUACCUCCAACACAGUGUCAAAAAACAUGGCAAAAAUUCUUUUAUCUGGUUUGGACCAACACCAAGGGUGAUUCUGACAGACCCUGAUCUUUUUAAAGAUGUAUUUAACAAGGUCAAUGAUUUUCCAAAGCCUAAUAUAAAUCCAACUGUCAAGUUACUAGCUACUGGUCUUGCAAACCAUCUGGGUGAAAAAUGGAGCAAGCAUAGAAAGAUAAUCAACCCUGCAUUCUCCUUAGAAAAAUUGAAGAACAUGUUACCAGCAUUCAUCAAAAGUUGUGAUGAUCUAAUUACCAAAUGGGAGGGAAUGAUGUCUUUAAAUGGAUCAUGUGAAAUUGAUGUAUGGCCUUUCAUUCAAAAUAUGACCAGUGAUGUUAUUUCACGAACAGCAUUUGGAAGUAGUUAUGAAGAAGGUAUAAGAAUAUUUCAACUUCAGAAAGAGCAAGUUGAACUUUCAGUGAAAGCUACAAAGCAAGUUUACAUCCCUGGCUGGAGGUUUCUGCCCACUUCCAUUAAUAGGAGGAUGAAGCAAAUUGAUAGAGAUAUAAAAUCUAUGCUUAAGGUCAUUAUUAACAAGAAAGAGAAAGCACUUGAGUCAGGGCAAGGCACUAAAAAUGACUUAUUAAGUGUGCUUUUGGAGUCAAAUUACAAGGAAAUUCAAGAGCAUAAAAACAAUAAGAAUGUUGGAAUGAAUUUUGAAGAUGUAAUGGAGGAGUGCAAGCUAUUCUAUUUAGCAGGGCAAGAGACCACUUCAGUUUUGCUUGUUUGGACAAUGGUGUUACUAAGUAGGUACACUGAUUGGCAAGCUCGUGCAAGGGAAGAAGUUUUUCAAGUCUUUGGCAAUGAAAAACCAGAUUUUGCUCGCCUGAAUCACCUUAAGAUUGUGACCAUGAUUUUGUAUGAAGUUCUUAGGUUAUACCCACCAGCAGAUGGGCUUGCUAGAACAGUUCACAAAGAUGUGAAACUUGGAAACAUAACAUUACCAGCUAGAGUGCAACUUUAUUUACCAAUAAUUUGGGUUCACCAUAACUAUGAACUAUGGGGUGAUGAUGCAAAGGAGUUCAAUCCUGAGCGAUUUUCUGAAGGAGUUUUGAAGGCAACAAAUGGGAAAGUUACAUUUUUUCCUUUUGGAUGGGGCCCAAGAAAAUGCAUUGGACAAAACUUUUCCAUGUUGGAAGCAAAAAUGGCUUUGUCAAUGAUUUUACAACACUUCUCAUUUGAACUUUCUCCAGCCUAUACUCAUGCUCCAGCUCAAGGAAUCACUCUUCAGCCACAAUAUGGUGCUCAUAUCAUUUUAAGCAAGGUGGAAAUAUAA